Messenger RNA from Ustilaginoidea virens, 366 nucleotides. RefSeq lists its product as uncharacterized. The record is from RefSeq and is a predicted model, not a curated record. The transcript has a single exon. The coding region runs from base 1 to 366 and encodes 121 amino acids. Lineage: Eukaryota; Fungi; Ascomycota; Sordariomycetes; Hypocreales; Clavicipitaceae.
AUGCCCUUGAUAGUCAGUCCGUCUAGCUGCCCAGCUGCGGCAUCUCGCUAUGCAUCGUACAGUACAUUAGGUUUCCGCUCUCUGCAAGCAUGCUCUCCUCCAAUCAUCCCAUGCGGGCAGCGUAUGCCACGUUGCACCCGGCCACGUCUGCGUUCGGCCCGCAUCCGGGGACCUGUUUCCACGUGCAUACGUAUCGGGCAUGCGGCCACUUGCAGCGCGCUGCUUUAUCGCAGUAAUGCACAUGUACGGGUGGAAGCGCAACGACGCCGCGCAACGACGCCGCGCAACGACGCCGCGCAACGACGCCGCCAUUCUUGCGCGGCGUCGCAUAUCGGUGCGGCGGUGCGUACGUACGUACGUACGUAG